UCUUCAGAAGACACAACAGGGCCCUUCUUGAAAGAAAUGCUUCUUCUGACUGUACUCCUGCUCUUUUCUGCUGUUCUGAACCAGUCUUUAGGACAGGAAGAGGAGGAGAAUGAAGAAGAUGAGGAGGACUUAACCAAAGGGAGUGGUGUCGCCCUAGAGCUUCAGCAGGAAAUUGUGGACAGACACAAUGAAAUUAGGAGAAAUGUGGAGCCAACUGCCAGCAAUAUGCUGAAGAUGAUAUGGAAUGAGACAAUUGGUGUGAGUUCUAGAAAAUGGGCCGAUCAAUGUCAGCCAGCCAGCAGUCCCAUGGAAGACCGAACGUUUGAUGGUGUGCUGUGUGGACAGAGUAUAUUCCAAUCAAAUCAAGUCGUAUCCUGGUUAGAAGUAAUCAACUACUGGUACGGUCAAAGACAUGUUUUCAAGUAUGGAGUUGGGGCUCUUGACCCCCUUAAAAGCAUUUACGGCUAUACACAGGCUGUUUGGUAUCGCUCAUACCAGAUUGGAUGCGCCGUUUCUUAUUGUCUGCUGAAUGAGUACUCUUUCCACUAUGUCUGCCAAUAUUGCCCUACAGGGAACAUAGCACACCAAGUAGCAACACCCUACAAAGAAGGCCCAUCUUGUGGAGACUGCCCUAAGAACUGCGAGGAUAAACUCUGCACCAACCCCUGCCCAUAUAUGGAUCAGGCUGGACAUUGUGAUCAACUGAAAAAAUUUGUUGGCUGUAAAACGGCUAAUAAGAAUGGGCAUUGCAAAGCCACCUGCAGAUGCAAAAACAAAAUUAAAUAAUAUGUAAAUCAAUUUCACAUCACAAGACCAACCUUGGAUCACAGUUCCUAACUGAAGUGGAUGUCAAUUCAGUAUUAAAGGCAAUUUCCAUUUUUGCUCUA
Molecule: messenger RNA, 887 nt
Organism: Eublepharis macularius
Lineage: Eukaryota; Metazoa; Chordata; Lepidosauria; Squamata; Eublepharidae
Product: serotriflin-like
Exons: 9
Coding region: 37-786 (249 amino acids)
Cellular component (GO): extracellular region
Source: RefSeq, a predicted model, not a curated record